Sus scrofa (pig) is the source of this 1607-nucleotide messenger RNA. It is a transcript of the gene COQ4, whose product is annotated as coenzyme Q4. Gene Ontology annotation, cellular component: mitochondrial inner membrane; mitochondrion. Lineage: Eukaryota; Metazoa; Chordata; Mammalia; Artiodactyla; Suidae. The record is from RefSeq and is a predicted model, not a curated record. Gene Ontology annotation, biological process: ubiquinone biosynthetic process.
GGCUUCCUUAGAGACACUUUGGGGGGCAAGGUGAAAUGGGGAGAAUUUUAUAUCCUUGGAAUUAGAUUGCCUGGGUUUCUUCAUACUUAGAGAUAGAGACCUUUCCUGUCCGUGCUCUUUCCCCCCUCCCGCAAAAAAAAACCCUACUCCGCGCCGUAGGAAUCGAGCCCUUUUGACUUCUCCGGCGCGCCGUCGUCGGGGAAGUCUGGGGCAUUGGCCUUGCCCUUCCCAUCCUCCCGCGGACGUCCGACUGUACCCGCUGCCAUGGCGACGCUGCUGCGCGGGGCCCUGCGCCCCCUCCGCGCCUUCCAAGGCCGCGGGCAGCCGGCUGCAGAUGUGCCCCUUCGUGCCACGAGCCAUGGCACCGGCCUCCUCUACCCCGAACACAUCCCCACUUCCCUGCUGCAGAAGGCGCUGUUGGCCGCGGGCUCUGCCGUAAUGGCCCUCUACGACCCUUAUCGCCACGGAUUUCUAAGUCUGGAAAAUUCUGUUACUCCUGCUAGUAAAAACAAUAAUGCUGGGAGUUCCCGUUGUGUCUCAGCGGUUAACGGCGGUAACGAAUCUGACUAGGAUCCAUGAGGACGCAGACAUGGUUGCAGUUCUAGGAGAGACCACAGGACGCCGAACCCUGAAGUUCCUCAGGGACCAGAUGAAGAGGGAUCCAGAGGGUGCCCAGAUCCUGCAGGAGCGUCCCCGGAUCUCGAUGUCCACCCUUGACCUGGAGAAGCUCCGAAGCCUGCCUGAGGGCUCCUUUGGCUGCGAGUAUCUCCGUUUCCUGGAUGUGAAUAGGGUCUCCCCAGACACCCGAGCACCGACGCGAUUCGUGGAUGACGAGGAGCUGGCGUACGUGAUCCAGCGGUACCGGGAAGUGCACGACAUGGUCCACACUCUGCUGGGGAUGCCCACCAACAUCCCGGGGGAGAUCGUGGUGAAGUGGUUUGAGGCUGUCCAGACCGGCCUGCCCAUGUGCGUCCUGAGUGCGCUCUUUGGCCCCAUCCGACUCAGCGCCCAGAGCCUGCAGGUGCUGGUCUCGGAGCUGAUCCCUUGGGCUGUUCAGAACGGACGCAGAGCCCCGUGCCUCCUCCACCUGUACUACGAGCGCCGUUGGGAGCAGCCCCUGCGGGCCCUGCGGCAGGAGCUGGGCAUCACGGAGCCCCCCGUGCGCGUCAAGGACCUGGUCUAGGCCCCGAGGCACUGAGCCAGGAGGGCCUGGCGCAGCUCCCAGCCCCCCAGCCCCGCUCCCCGGGGGGCAGAGCGCCCCUUUGCCAGGACCUUUUCUUUGAACUCAGCCCUUGGACAUCAUUAAUCAUAAUUUACCAUAACCAGGAGUUCCCAUCGGGGCUCAGUGGUAACAACCCAGCUAGUAACCAUGACGAGGCAGGUUUGAUCCCUGGCCUUGUUCAGUGGGUUACGGAUCUGGCGUUGCUGUGAACUGCGGUUUAGGUCACAGACUCGGCUUGGAUCCCGGGCGGCUCUGGCUGUGGUGUAGGCCAGCAACUACAUCUCCAAUUUGACCCCUAGCCUGGGAACCACCAUGUGCCACCGGUGCAACCCUAAACAGACCAAGAAAAGAAAGAAAUAAAAUUGAAUUCUCUAAAAACAAAAAA